GCUGAUGCUGCUCCACUGCCUCCAGACAGGACAAAGAAAGGAUGUCCACAACUCUGGAGCAGCUGAUUCCCAGGGCACCAAAGACACGUUAAUCAAAUCUGCUACAGAAAGCUACCUAGCGCAGAACAGACAGACAUUCAUAGAGAACUGUGUUACACAGAUUCAAGUCAACUCAGUUGAAGGGGGGCUAGGCAGAGCAGACUGAGGUCUGUAACUACUGAGGUUUCCAGUAGCAUACUGGAAGAGUGUUGUGGACCCCAGCUGCACCUCCCCCCUGGUAUGGAGCGUGGGGAGGGUUCACGACGAUCAGGAGAUGUCACUCCCAGAGAGAGCAGCCCUUUCAUCAACAACACUGACCAAGACCAAGAAAACUACUACGAUGGCAAAAACAUGGCUCUCUUUGAGGAAGAGAUUGAGAGCAACCCCAUGGUGUCCUCCCUCCUCAACAAGCUGGCUAACUACACCAACCUCACCCAGGGGGUCACUGAGCAUGAGGAGUAUGAAAAUGAGGAGGGGGUUACAAAGAUUAGAGUCAAGAGUCCUCAGAUGGGCACAUUCAUCGGCGUGUACCUGCCCUGCAUGCAGAACAUCCUGGGAGUCAUCCUCUUCCUGCGUCUCACCUGGAUCGUUGGCACCGCCGGCAUUUUGGAGUCUUUCGCCAUCGUCGUCAUGUGUUGCACCUGUACCAUGCUGACAGCGAUAUCCAUGAGUGCUAUUGCAACAAAUGGGGUAGUGCCAGCCGGAGGCUCCUACUACAUGAUCUCCAGGUCUUUGGGACCAGAGUUUGGUGGGGCUGUGGGCUUGUGUUUUUACCUGGGAACCACAUUCGCUGGCUCCAUGUACAUCCUGGGUACCAUUGAGAUCCUUCUGACGUACAUCGUGCCGAACGCUGCAGUGUUUGUGGCGGAGAAGAAGGAGGGCGAGGCGGAGGCCAUGCUGAAUAACAUGCGUGUGUACGGGACUUGCUGCCUGGCUCUCAUGGCUCUGGUGGUGUUUGUGGGAGUCAAAUAUGUCAACAAGCUGGCCCUGGUCUUCCUGGCCUGUGUGGUGCUCUCCAUCAUGGCCAUCUACGCCGGAGUCAUCAAGACCGUCAUAGAACCACCAGACUUCCCAAUCUGUCUCCUGGGGAACCGUUCCUUACAGAACCACAACUUUGAGAAGUGUGUGAAGACAGAGGUGAUCAAGAACGUGACGUACACCACUAAGCUGUGGGAGCUGUUCUGUGACAGCCGCCACCUCAACGCCACCUGUGAUGAGUACUUCACCCUGAACAACGUCACUGAGAUCCAGGGCAUCCCAGGCCUGCUCAGUGGGGUCAUCAAAGACAACAUGUGGGGGGACUACGGGCCCAGUGGGAUGCUGGUAGAGAAGAAGAGGCAGUCAUCUGUUCCAGCCCAGGAUAACUCCAGAGAUAUCUACAUGCCUUACGUCUUCAACGACAUCUCCACCUUCUUCACUCUGCUGGUGGGAAUCUACUUCCCCUCCGUCACAGGAAUCAUGGCGGGCUCCAACAGAUCUGGAGACCUCCGAGAUGCCCAGAGGUCUAUUCCUUUCGGCACCAUCCUGGCCAUAGCAACCACUUCUUUCAUUUACAUGACCUGUGUUGUGCUAUUUGGGGCCUGUAUCGAGGGUGUUGUUUUGAGAGACAAAUUUGGGGACUCUGUCAAGAAGAACUUGGUGAUUGGAACUCUGGCAUGGCCUUCUCCAUGGGUGAUCGUGAUUGGCUCCUUCUUCUCCUGCUGUGGGGCAGGGCUGCAGAGUCUUACUGGUGCCCCUCGUCUGCUGCAGGCCAUAGCACGUGACGGGAUUGUCCCCUUUCUGCAGGUGUUUGGUCAUGGUAAAGCCAAUGGGGAACCUACCUGGGCCCUCUUGAUGACCGCUGGGAUCUGUGAGAUUGGAAUCCUUAUUGCAUCACUGGAUGCUGUUGCCCCCAUUCUCUCAAUGUUUUUCCUGAUGUGCUACCUGUUUGUCAACCUGGCCUGUGCCGUCCAGACACUGCUCCGCACUCCCAACUGGAGGCCCAGGUUUAAGUUCUACCAUUGGACGCUGUCAUUCCUGGGGAUGAGCCUGUGUGUCUCCCUCAUGUUCAUCUCCUCCUGGUACUACGCUCUGGUAGCCAUGUCCAUCGCUGGAUGCAUCUAUAAGUACAUUGAGUACAGAGGGGCAGAGAAGGAGUGGGGAGACGGGAUCAGAGGUCUCUCCCUGAACGCUGCCCGGUACGCUCUGAUCCGCCUGGAGGAAGUGCAGCCACACACUAAGAACUGGAGGCCUCAGUUACUGGUGUUACUGAAGCUGGAUUCAGACUUGGGGGUGAAACACCCUCGUCUGCUGUCCUUUACCACCCAGCUGAAGGCAGGGAAAGGUCUGACCAUCGUCAGCUCUGUGUUGGAGGGCACCUACAUGACCCUGGGGGCUGAGGCCAAGAGCGCAGAGCAGAAUGUCAAGUCGGCCAUGCACGCAGAACGUACCAAAGGUUUCUGCCACGUGGUGGUGUCCUCUAACCUGAGGGAUGGUUUCUCCCACCUGAUCCAGUCGGCAGGGCUGGGGGGCAUGAAACACAACGCCGUCCUCAUGGCCUGGCCAGGGGCCUGGAAACAGGCUGAGGACUCCUACCCCUGGAAGAACUUCAUUGAGACGGUGAGAGAGACAACGUCAGCCCAUCAGGCCCUGCUGGUUGCUAAGAACAUUGACAAGUUCCCCAGCUCUGAGGACCGUCUGGGGGAGGGCACCAUAGAUGUGUGGUGGAUCGUCCAUGAUGGAGGCCUUCUCAUGCUGCUGCCUUUCUUACUGCGCCAACACAAGGUGUGGAGGAAGUGUAAGAUGCGUAUCUUCACCGUGGCUCAGAUGGAUGACAACAGUAUUCAGAUGAAGAAGGACCUGCAGAUGUUCCUUUACCACCUCCGUCUCAAUGCUGUAGUGGAGGUGGUGGAGAUGCACGAUAGUGACAUUGCAGCCUUCACCUAUGAGAAGACCCUGGUGAUGGAGCAGCGCUCUCAGAUGCUGAAACAGAUGCAGCUGUCCAGGAACGAAAGGGAGAGAGAGAUUCAGAGCAUCACAGACGAGUCGCGUAUCUCCAUCAAGAGGAAGAAGUCAUCAGUGGUGGAGACACUAAAGGCCCCAAACACACUACAGGUCCCAAGCCUGUCCAUUUCCAGGGACAUGGAUGAGGAGGCUCAGCUGAUCACUAAACUGGGCACUAAGUCGCACGGCAACCUCAACGACAACGCUCCCGCCACGCCCGACCACCGCGUCCACAUGACCUGGACCAAAGACAAGCUGAUCACCGAGAGGAACCGUAACCGCAGCGAACCCAACGUGGGCGUGAAGGACCUGUUUAAUAUGAAACCCGAGUGGGAGAGUCUGAACCAGUCUAAUGUGCGGAGGAUGCACACCGCGGUCAAGUUGAAUGAGGUUGUGGUCAACAAGUCCCAAGGUGCUCAGCUGGUGCUGCUGAACAUGCCUGGGCCGCCCAAAACCAAGGGAGGAGAUGAGAAUUACAUGGAGUUCCUGGAGGUUCUUAUGGAUGGGCUGGACCGGGUGCUGCUGGUGCGUGGCGGAGGCAGGGAGGUGAUCACCAUCUAUUCUUAGCGCCAGCAGACACAAGGCGGGCAUGGUGCAGCCUCGGAGCCUCCGGUGUGGCCGGCCAGCCAAGUGGCUGGGCCUCAGCCUCUGCCACAGUGCCAGGAGAGGAGCUGGGCGCCCCCUACAGUAUGGGAGGACAGUAGGGGGCUACCUCCACUCUUAGAGCAGGCUGAGCACACACCGCUGCUGACUGGUGGAGGACAUCAGAGGGCACUCUGGAUCAUCCUCCCUUUUUAUUUCUUGUCAUAUUCCUUUCAGGUUUUCCAUGUCAGUCGUUAUGAAUAGGAGUUGUUUCAGUAGAACAAAGUGCAUGAGUAAUGAUAUUAGAUUAGAUAGAGACGUCCUCUGAUGACAUAGCUCAGGGCACUAAUGCAGUAUGGUCUAGUCCAGUGAUUCCCAAAUUGUAGUGCGAGCGAGGAGUCAGCGGGGGAGGGGGGCGCAGUAAACUAUACUGCAUUAGUGCCCUGAGCUAUGAGCAGAGGAUGUCUCUGUUGACAUAGCCCCCCACUCUGUCCGGCUUUCAACUUACUCUUGAAAGUUGUAAUAGUAGAAUGCCCAAAUUGCAAUUUCAUUGAGUAGUAAUGCAUUGGGUAUUUUUCCUCUUGUCAUUGCAUACCUUAGAGAGCUAUUUAUAACUUGUCAUAAAUGUCCAGAUCAACUAGCCCAUGGCAGCUAAUGGUUUUUAGCUUUUGCCCAUAGAAAUAGACUUGGCACGCGUGCAGGAUGUUUCCCAAUGCUGGAAUGAAAAGGUUUGGGAACCCCUGGUCUAGCCUUUAGCUGAUAUGGGAUGUAGCUUGUAAGUUCAGAUGGUAGACAGGUGUUUAAAUAGCAGGUUGGGCAGCCUACUGCAGUAGGCCACAAUACAAAUAUGUAGUUUUGUUACACUAAAUUAGAUAGGUUAUGUUUUAUUUUACAGUACUAUUUAAGGUAAUUAUUAAGUAACUGUUAUGUAACUACUUUUUUUCCCAUAGAAUGUCUGUGUAAAUACCUGAUCAAACAGCUUUAAAAUAAAGUCAUAGCCAGGAGAUAUGGAUAUGCUAUACACAAUAGUUUUGUAUUUGAAACAGUUCUCACCAAAGCAAAACUCUUGAGAUUUUUGUGGUCCAUUGUGGUGACCAAACUUAAUAUACUGUACAUUAAGAUAAUCACCAGGCUUCAUUUGAUCUAAUCAAAUGACGGGCCUUUAUGGUUUGGAUUCUGUGUCAGAGAUGAGGCAGAACAGAAGUCAAACUGUACAUUCUGAUCCUCGAAUGUCUAUGAGUGCGUCCCAAAUGGCACCCUAUUCCCUAUUUAGUGCACUACUUUUGACCAGAGCCUACAGUUGAGGGAUCUUAAUUUGAGCCAGUUUGCUACAACAGGAAAAUAGUCCUGCAGCAA
Messenger RNA from Oncorhynchus mykiss (rainbow trout), 4959 nucleotides. Its product is annotated as solute carrier family 12 member 7. Gene Ontology annotation, cellular component: plasma membrane. Gene Ontology annotation, biological process: chloride ion homeostasis; potassium ion homeostasis; chloride transmembrane transport. The record is from RefSeq and is a predicted model, not a curated record. Gene Ontology annotation, molecular function: potassium:chloride symporter activity. NCBI's taxonomy places the organism in Eukaryota, Metazoa, Chordata, Actinopteri, Salmoniformes, Salmonidae.